This is a messenger RNA of Rattus norvegicus (Norway rat), 5540 nucleotides long. RefSeq names its product calcium voltage-gated channel auxiliary subunit gamma 2 (gene Cacng2). NCBI's taxonomy places the organism in Eukaryota, Metazoa, Chordata, Mammalia, Rodentia, Muridae. Gene Ontology annotation, molecular function: voltage-gated calcium channel activity; ionotropic glutamate receptor binding. The record is from RefSeq and is a predicted model, not a curated record. Gene Ontology annotation, cellular component: AMPA glutamate receptor complex; membrane; somatodendritic compartment. Gene Ontology annotation, biological process: calcium ion transmembrane transport; postsynaptic neurotransmitter receptor diffusion trapping; calcium ion transport.
AGAGAGAGAGAGAGAGAGAGAGAGAGAUCGCCAGCUACGCCUUCCUCCCAGCUCCAGGAGGCCCUGGACAGCGCUCAUUCCGGAACUGUGGAACAGGAGUCGGGGAGGCCAGGCAGCCCGGCCUGGCCCGUCCGCGGACAACAGAGGCCCCGUAGCCCGGCCCCACUCCUGGCGGGCUACAGAGCGCUGGGAGCGCACAGAGUGGGGGAGCUGUCCAGUUCAGCACCACGGCGACGCAGUAGGUGGGCGCUCCUGCUCCGAGAGCUGUCCAGUCCAGCACCGCGGCGAUGCUGUAGGUGAGAGCGCCCUGUCUCGGGGAGCUGUCCAGUUCAGCACCACGGCGAUGCAGUAAGUGGAAGAGCCAGGCCGGGGUGAGCUGUCCGUUUCAGCACCACGGCGAUGCUGUAGCUGGGAGCGCCUGGCCCGGGGCUGCGCGGCCGCGAGCGGGGGAGGCGGGCGGGCCUGCCUGCUGCAAGACGCCGGCUAGCGCGCCCCAUCGCUCUCUCGCUCGCUGGCUUCCAAGGAGCUUUGCGGAUCGGGGGAGGGAACCCCGCCUCGAUUCUCCGGGAGAAACCCCCUCCCUCCCCCACUUCGCCGACACUACCCCCGCCGCCAACAACAAUAACCGCGGCUGCUCGUCCUGCCGCCACCGCGCCCGCCAACCCUGCUGCCGCCGCCGCCGCCGCCGCCGCUGCCGCCGCCGCCGCCGGGGCACAACCAUGGGAGGCGAGACCCCCUCACCGGUGCAGCUGAGCUCGAGGGCUUGCAGAAGACUGGGCAGUCUCCUCUGAAACGGAGGCACCCCGAGGACCCCCUCCCUCCCCAAGGAAGAGAACUGGCGAAGCCACGGAUUUUCAUGGCGCAGGCCGCAGAGCCGCGAACGAAGACCGAAGGUUGCUUCCCAGCUCUUCCAGUCUCUAACUGUCUAGGUCCGGACCAUGAGAGAUGGUGUUGAGAAUUCGGCUGUACCCUGGCGCGCUGUGGAAGCCAUCUCCAAAUUAGCGAUCACAUAUGGAAACUGGAGACCAGAAUUUUAGGAAAAGAGAUUAAGGCAUCUCACUUGGGGGGGGUGGGGGGUGUCUUUUUAUUUAUUUUCCCUUUUUUAAAAAAAAUCGCUGCAACUGGAACAGUUUUUUGAUCUCAAAAGCUUGAUGACCAUCGCUGUGGGAACCGACUAUUGGCUGUACUCCAGAGGGGUUUGCAAGACCAAAAGUGUCAGUGAGAAUGAAACCAGCAAAAAGAACGAGGAAGUUAUGACCCAUUCCGGAUUAUGGAGAACCUGCUGCCUCGAAGGGAACUUCAAAGGUCUGUGCAAGCAAAUCGACCACUUUCCCGAAGACGCGGACUACGAGGCUGACACCGCAGAGUAUUUCCUCAGGGCCGUGAGGGCCUCGAGUAUCUUCCCAAUCCUGAGUGUGAUCCUGCUCUUCAUGGGUGGUCUCUGCAUCGCUGCAAGCGAGUUUUACAAGACACGUCACAACAUCAUCCUGAGCGCUGGCAUCUUCUUCGUGUCUGCAGGUCUAAGUAAUAUUAUCGGGAUCAUCGUGUAUAUAUCAGCCAAUGCUGGAGACCCCUCCAAGAGUGACUCCAAAAAGAACAGCUACUCCUACGGCUGGUCCUUCUACUUCGGGGCCCUGUCCUUCAUCAUCGCCGAGAUGGUCGGGGUGCUGGCCGUGCACAUGUUUAUCGACCGCCACAAACAGCUGCGGGCCACGGCCCGUGCCACCGACUACCUCCAGGCCUCCGCCAUCACCCGCAUCCCCAGCUACCGCUACCGCUACCAGCGCCGCAGCCGCUCCAGCUCGCGCUCCACCGAGCCCUCUCACUCCAGGGACGCCUCGCCCGUGGGCGUGAAGGGCUUCAACACCCUGCCGUCCACGGAGAUCUCCAUGUACACCCUCAGUAGGGACCCCCUGAAGGCUGCCACCACGCCCACCGCCACCUACAACUCGGACAGGGAUAACAGCUUUCUCCAGGUCCACAACUGUAUCCAGAAGGACAGCAAGGACUCUCUCCACGCCAACACAGCCAACCGCCGGACCACGCCCGUAUGAAGACCGUGGGACGGGGAACCCCCGGGAGGCUUGGCCCGCGGGCGGGGGAGGGACCACAGCAGCCACGGGGAGACCUUCCAUACGCAAAAACAAAAAACAAAAAAAAAAAACAAAAAAAAAACAAAACAAAAAACAAACAACAAACAAGCAAACGAACGAACAACCAACAAACAAAACAAAAAACAACAAAAAAAGAGAAAAACAUAGUAAGUAAAUUUAAAAAAAAAAAAGAACAAACUACAAGAAGAACAAAAUCAAAACCACUGGCUAUGCGGGGAAAAUAUAACCGAGGGAAGACAAACUUUAAACAAAGCAAGAGGGAUAAAAUUAAAAUAGAAAAUAAAUCUAAAAGAAAAUGCAUGAUUUCCCAUGUACCAUUAUUUUAACAUUUAAUAAAAACCAAUUUAAAUGAAAAAAAAUAAAAGGGAACCAAGAUAAUGUAAAGCAAAAAAACAAAAAACAACAAAAAAAAACUUUAAAAAAACAAAAAAAAUGAGGAAAGCAAGAGAGUAUUUAUUAGGGUUUUAUGUUGCCUUUUUUGUUUCUGUUUUUUGUUUUAACUGCAGGGAGAGUUUAAAAAUAAAUAAAUAAAUAAAUUUAAAACGCGUUCUUUUCCCUUUAACCCCAGCGGGCCCUGCCUCCCGGGGAGAGUAGGGGGUAGAGACUCAGGGCCCCCAGGGCCAGGGGAGCAAUGGUCACUGCCAAGCCCCUGGAUCUCUGGCUGGACCCUGGGAUGCUGGAGAAGUUCAAUGGCUUUGCGGCCAACUCUAUCCAGCACUAAUGGGGCAGUUGCAGGCCUCCAGGUGACCCAAGCCCUUGGUCCGCCCCUAUCCGUUAGGUGCCUGGAGGUGGUGCACUUGGGGCUUCCCCGGGGCCCCAGGUUCCCAGUCCUUAAUGGUCCUUAACCCACUGUGAUGACUUCCUAGGCCUUGUGGAAAGGGAAGGAGAAGGAAUGGCUGCUAGUGGCUCACAGAGAAGCCAGACCCCUGGAAUCCUCAGGGGGAGCCUUCGGUGGGGCCAGUAACCCCGAGGUCCUGUCCUUGGAGGCAGGAGACACCCACCCCCAGGGGAUAUAGAGCAGCCCUCCCUCCUCACCCCUCACCUCAGGGCCACUAGAUGACCCUGGGGUGAUGGUGGACCCCCACAUUCACAGGCCCCCGGCCCCCUGGGAAGGGGGCUCUUUGACCCUUUGGGGGUCCGUGGACUCACUGAUGCCCCCCUGGGGGCCCGGGGAGUCCAACAAUGACAUUGCAAAAAGGUUUCUUUUUACAAAAGAAAAAGGAAAAAACAAGUGGUGAUUUUUUUUUAAAUAAAAAAACCACAGACUAUAAAUAAAUGUAAAUAUAUAAUAAGUGAAUUUACUUGCAAGAAAAUCAAGUAGUAUUUUUUUCUUUUGAUUCUUUUCCAGCUUUAAACUGUGAAAACAAAAAUCGGGGUGGGGUGGGGGACUUAAAAUUUAGCAGGGAACUUGUAAAGACAAAACAAAACAAAACAAAACAAAUAUAGAAACCAUUAAAACAAACAAACAAAAUCCAUUGGGAGAGAUGUGAGCUGGGCACAGAGCCAGAGGGAAAGGAGAAAGGCCCCUACAUCUUCCUUGGGACUGGAGAAAGAGUCUCUUUUGCCUGCAGGGAGGUGCUGUUGAUGGAGAGAGGAGACACACACACACACACACACACACACACACACACACACACACACACACACUCUUCUUCCUACAGUCACACCCACAGCCACUGCCCCCUAGGCUCAGUCCUGCAGUCACAGCCCAAGUUCACCGCUCUAUGAAAACCAUUCCCAUUCAACACACAGUCAGGAGUGUGGCUCAGUGGCAGCUGACCUGUGCCCCAAAGCCAUGGAAACCAGCCCAACUCUAUUGCUGGCCUUUGUGCUCCUGCGUGCCCCCUACCCCCAUACCUUGCAUAUGUGUGGAUGCACCACAUUCUUGUACCUGGAAGGGCUCCAAUCUGUAGUCUAGACGUCAUGGCUGUGUGGCCUCUCUGGGCCUCAGCUUCCCACUGUGUCACCUUGUGGACACACAGACUUGAGCUCCAAAGGGCUCAUUCUUAUCUUUUGUGUCUGUGUGUGACUUUUAAGAUCUGCCACCAGACCAGCUCAGCGGAAAAUGGCCAGGAGCAAUCAAAGCAGUCCGGAUAGCAUUAAGAACAUUUCUAAAUUUCUCUCUCUCUCUCUCUCUCUCUCUCUCUCUCUCUCUCUCUCUCUCUCACACACACACACACACACACACACACACACACACACCAUGUGCCUCCUCACUGUGUUCCCCAGACCCCAACCCCACAUCCAGUGUCAAAGCAAAAAUUCACACACGAGAACAACCUACCCUGCCAUGCAGACAGAGGGAGAUGCGCAGUUCCAAAAGUCCUCAGCACGCCUUCCCUUUCUGAGUGAGUGGGGGAGGGAGGCGUCUUUGAGAGACUAUCUCCUGCUAUCUUUGAGGUCAGUGAAAAAGCAGGCCUUCUUGGAUGGAAGAUCUCCCUGUGUGGAAGAAAUGUUUGCAGAAUACUCUCCAGAGCAAGUACCAACCGGGUCAGGCCUGCGCCCCAGAGUGAGUUGAGGGAGCGCUCAGGUUUCCCCUUUCCCUUCCCCAGAGUGGCAAGGGCCAGAUCAGACAAAUGAGAACCAGGCUAAGCAUUUCCUAGCAACCUCGCCCCUCCCCCAACUCCAUGUGAGAGCCCUGCUCCUCCAGCAUUAACCGGCCUCCUGCCUGUCUUUGCUACCCUGACACCGGCCUGCUCUGAAGGUUCUCUGCUGGAACUCUCUGGGAACUGGAGGGCAUGCUGAGGAAGGCUCUAUAGCUUCCUGUCUUGUGUCUGGAAGAGGAACCUUCUCUUCCCAGGUCAGCUGCAAGACAGACCACCUGCUAGGCCAGCCCAGAAGUUCAGGGAGGCCUUGGACCCCAUGGCUCAGAUAUGCGGACCAGUUAACGUGCAGGGAGAUCAGAGCAUCUUCCAAACUGGGCAGAAAAACAGCACCUUGUCCUUCCUCAGCCCUGCCCAAGGCCCAGCAGAUUCCAAACCAUAACAGAUAAAGGCCUAGAGACACAGGGAAAGGUCCUACAAGCACCUCUCUGUGGAGAGCUCUCUAUGCUCUGGUCAAGUACUUGGACUUCUUCCCAGGAAGUGAGACCUGGGGUCAGGUCACCCAAACAAGACUCGUGGGUGAGAGGUAAUGUCAGUGUGGCUGACCAAGAAAGGGCUAAGGGGACUGGGGGGAAGGGGCAGUGCUUCCAGUGGUGACUGACAGCUCAUGCCAGCUCUGAUCAAGUCAAAAAACAAAAAAAAACAAAAAAACAAAAAAAAAAAAACAAACCAACUUCCAUUUUAUUUUCUUGGCGGGUUCUCUUUUUUUCCAGACUGUUAACAGAAAAAAAAAAUUUUAAAAAGAAGAAACCUAAAAACAAAACAAAACGACGAGAAAACAAAAUCCUGGUACAUGAAAUAAAGAUUUUUUUUUUAUAGCCUG